Messenger RNA from Aspergillus tanneri, 1131 nucleotides. RefSeq lists its product as uncharacterized. The transcript has 4 exons. The coding region runs from base 1 to 1131 and encodes 376 amino acids. Lineage: Eukaryota; Fungi; Ascomycota; Eurotiomycetes; Eurotiales; Aspergillaceae. The record is from RefSeq and is a predicted model, not a curated record.
AUGGAGGGAUCAGAUGAAACCUAUCUAGCCGCUGGUACCUUGGCUGGGAUAGUUGUAGUGACAUUCACUUCAGAGGCAUAUCAUGGAGUAGAGACUUCUAGUCAAGCUGUGGUACACGAGCGGAUGCUUGAAACAACUGCAGACGGGACACAGAUUGAUGAGCGAAGACACUGGGAGCCAGCAAGUGCAAUUACUACGGUAUUGGAUGCUGAGACAAAGACUAAUAUCCUCCAUUUUGGCACGGUUGGUGGAUAUACAUUGGCUAUGGUCCCCACGCUCCUCCACAAUGAGGAUUCAUUCUUCCAGCCACCGUGGAAGCAUUCAUUCGACGACAUCCGCGAGCGCUUUGAUAUUGACCGUGAUCUUGGGGGGUUAGCGGUUGGGAGACUCUGGGGUUUAGCCUCAUAUGGCGAAUUCGUUGUCGCUGCAGUUACGAUACAACCUGGAGACAUGAUUGAAUAUCGCACUGCAACUGAGGAGCGCACAACUCUGAUAUUUUCUCGAGCACGGUCCCAGAUCACGGAACUUGAUGAUACGGCCAUGCAUCCGACAAUCCCUGAUCGCUCCGCAGAUUAUCUUGGUGCAAAACGUGAGACAGUCUUGGGUUACAUCCUGUUUUUCAAAGAUGGCAAAUUUGAUAAGCAACCAUGGUCUCACAAAAUACUAUAUGCAACUGCUUGUUGCGCCAUCGUUGAAUCCCACGACACGGAUUUACUAUCUCAGGCCCGGAAAGCGCUAAAGUGGCUGGCUAAUAAAAUACCUGCUAAUCUGACUGAGGAGAUAAACAAAUGCUCAACGCCUGGGUCCACAAUAGGUGCGAAGUCUGCAAAAGAGUUAAGCGGUCCAGGCCAGCUGGUAUUUGAGAAGUGCGAGAUCUGUGAUACUGGUAUAGCAUGGUACUCGGGCCGGGAAGCACAAUGUGUUGAAGGCCACGUCUUCGUUCGAUGUGGCUUGACGUCCCUAUCUAUCCAAGAUCCUGGGAUAUCAAAAUUCUGCUCUGUCUGUGCGACGGAGUACCUCAACGAAGAUCUUGUUGAGGCUUCCUAUGGUACUGAUAUUCCUGAAGCUACUCGGAUUCUCUUUGAUGCGUUUGAUACCUGUAUCUAUUGCAAUGGCAAGUUUUGUGCUUAA